UUAAAUUCGUUUGCUAAUGUUAAGUGUUGUAUAAAGCAGUUGACAAUCAGUUAACAGCGUGUUAACUAACAAUAUGUCAAACCUGUGUUAACUCAGGAUUUGGGUUGUAUAAAGCUAUCGUCAAAGUUAACAUCAUGUCAAACCUUAGUUAACUUUCUGUCAGCUAAUUAGUCAUCCGUCAUCAAUUAAGUUGCGAUUUUGUGUUUGCUUGAAGUUUUAAGGACAAGGUUUCUGAUAGGUUUUGAGGUAAAAUAAACGUAAUUCAGUAGUAAUAUGUUGUAUUUAACAUAAUUGUUCAUGCAAAUCAAUAGAAGAUGUCAGCAUCUACUUUGUCUUCAUUGAGUGACGAAAGCGAUGAAGAAGGGAGACUGCAAGCAGCAAGAAUUCGCCGUCCAAGACGCUUUUUCGUUCGUAAGGAUCCUUUUGAACUAUAUGAUGAUAUGAAUUUCAAGGAAAGGUAUAGGAUCAACAAAAACACAUUCAACGAGUUGCUCAAUCUGAUUGGUCAUCACCUGGAACCUGCAACAAAAAGAAAUCACUCUAUUUCUGCAAAAUUGCAACUCCUUGUUACUUUACGAUUUCUGGCAAGUGCAUCAUUUCAACAAGUGCUCGGGGACAAUAUUGGCAUUCAUAGAUCUUCAACCAGUAGAAUCAUUACCAGAGUAUGUAAUGUUAUAGCAGCUUUAAAACCUCGUUACAUUAAGAUGCCAGUAACUGGCCAAGAAAGACGUUCAGUUAAGUCUGGAUUUCACAACAUUCGUGGGUUUCCGAAAGUAAUAGGUGCUCUCGAUUGCACUCACGUCAAAAUACUCUCUCCAGGAGGUGAGCAAGCCGAACGAUUUCGGAACCGCAAAGGGUACUUCUCAAUCAAUGUUCAGGGAGUUUGUGAUUCAGAAUUAAAAAUCAUAAACAUUAUUGCUCGUUGGCCUGGUUCCGUUCACGACAGCACCAUUUUCAAUGACUCACCCCUGUGUGCUGAUUUAGCUUCUGGCGUAUACGGAACAGACUUUGUAUUAGGUGAUAAUGGUUACCCAUGUCGCAGUUAUUUACUGACACCACUGCUGAAUCCAAGAAACCGUAUGGAGAGAGCAUACAAUGCGGCUCACAAGGCCAGUAGAAAUUGUAUUGAGAGGUGUUUUGGAGUGCUGAAACGACGUUUUCCUUGUUUGUCUAGAGGAUUAAAUAUGAAACUUCAAUCAACUCUCCACAUUAUUGUCGCUUGUGCAGUGCUACAUAACAUAUGCAUUCUAGAAAAGGACGCAUUUUUUGAAGGUGAAGAUCAAGAUGUUGAUGAAGAUCCAGAAUUGCACAUUUUUAAUAACGAAAACACAGCAGUUCGAGUGGCCCUAAUUAAUUCAGUGUUUGCAGACCUUUAA
This is a messenger RNA of Zophobas morio, 1376 nucleotides long. Its product is annotated as putative nuclease HARBI1. The transcript has a single exon. The coding region runs from base 315 to 1376 and encodes 353 amino acids. NCBI's taxonomy places the organism in Eukaryota, Metazoa, Arthropoda, Insecta, Coleoptera, Tenebrionidae. The record is from RefSeq and is a predicted model, not a curated record.